Molecule: messenger RNA, 1518 nt
Organism: Coniophora puteana RWD-64-598 SS2
Lineage: Eukaryota; Fungi; Basidiomycota; Agaricomycetes; Boletales; Coniophoraceae
Product: hexose transporter
Exons: 24
Coding region: 1-1518 (505 amino acids)
Biological process (GO): transmembrane transport; carbohydrate transport
Cellular component (GO): membrane
Molecular function (GO): carbohydrate:proton symporter activity
Source: RefSeq, a predicted model, not a curated record
AUGGGUGCCGGACCAGCGCUGACCUCCGCCAACCUCGUACCGUCCUAUAGUCACCUCAUCGAUAGGUCAAGGCCAUGGUGGAAGAAUAAGAGACUCGUUCUCCUCAACUUCUGGAUCUUGGUGCUGUUAAUCACGUCGACGACCAAUGGUUUUGACGGGAGUAUGAUGAAUGGCUUGCAGUCGCAGAGCCAGUGGGAAUCCGCAUUCAACCACCCUAGUGGAGGACAGUUGGGUUUGCUUAAUGCUAUCCAGAACAUCGGCUCUCUCUGCGGUCUCCCGUUUGCUCCGUACAUGACCGACAACCUCGGUCGGCGGUUUUCGGUGUUUUUCGGCGCUUGGGUUAUGAUCGCCGCUACAGUCGUCCAAACUGCGAGCCAAUCCGUGCAGAUGUUCAUUGGUGCAAGGUUUAUGAUUGGAUUUGGUCUUACGUUCGCAACGAGCGCUGCCCCACUUUUGAUCACUGAAGUCGCGUACCCUUCCCAACGUGCGGUGCUAACCUCGGUCUAUAACAGUCUUUGGCUGUUUGGAAGCAUCAUCGCUGCAUGGGUGACGUACGGCACAUUCCAAGUUCCGAACAGCUGGGCAUGGCGAAUCCCUUCUGCGAUUCAAGGCUUGCCUUCCGUCAUCCAAGUCUGUUUGAUCUGGUUCGUUCCGGAAUCUCCCAGAUGGCUCAUCAGCAAAGGCAGACAUGCAGAAGCACUGAAGACAUUAGCUUAUUACCACGCUAGCGGCAACCAGGAAGAUCCCCUGGUAGAGUAUGAAUUCCGGGAGAUCACAGAGGCGAUCAACCUCGAUCGAGAGGUCGCGGCGAAGGUCGGAUGGCUCACCCUGUUCCAGACGCCCGGGAACAGGAGGCGUUUGCGUAUCAUCAUUGCCCUGGCGUUUUUCUCGCAGUGGUCUGGGAAUGGUCUUAUUUCUUAUUACUUGAACAAGGUCUUUGAUGCUAUCGGAAUCACGGAUGACAACACUCAGCUGCUAGUCAACGGUGGUAUGAGCAUCUGGAGUUUUAUCUGCGGAAUCACCGGGGGCUUGCUGUGUGAUAAAGCGGGCAGACGGACGCUAUUCUUGACCUCAAUGUCUGGCAUGAUCGUUUUUUGGAUGCUGCAGACCGUGCUAUUUGCCGUCGACGUUCAGACCAACAAUCUCCUGGCCGGUCACGCUUUGAUCGCUAUGAUGUUCUUGUUUAACACGUUCUGCUUUGUUCUUUUCAACUUUGUUGUUAGUUUGACAAUUGUCUUCAACCAAUAUGUCAACCCUAUCGCUCUCGCCGCAUUGGGAUGGAAAUACUAUUUGGUCUACCUGUUCUGGUUGUGCUUUGAAAUCUGCUUCCUUUAUCGCUAUUUGGUCGAGACUAAGAACCGGACGCUCGAGGAAACUGCCGCCCUGUUCGACGGAGACGAUACUGUGGCCGCAAUCGCAAUGUCAACUGCGGUGUCUGCAGGUAUCGUGCCAGGCCCGCCCAGCGUCAGCGAGAAGAAAGAAGUGGUCGAGGAGCAGAUUGAACAGGUCUCAGCCUGA